CUUCCUUUUUUUUUUUUCUGCGCCGUCUUUGGGCCAGGUACCUCCAGCCCCCCCUCCGCCGCUUCCCUGUGUUGUAUAAAAAGAGACAGACAGCAAAAUGAAGUCCUGAUAAACCACUCGACCAAAGCAUGAAACUCGCCCCACUUCUCAUUGUCACUGCCGCUCUGGAAAUCCUUGUCUCUGUUGGGGGACUCCCAAUAGACAGCCGUUCAUCUUUGUUAAAAUGGCGGGAGACAAUCGAGCUAGCAAGGAACAAAACAGGCCUCCCUGGCAUGAGCGUUGCUGUACUGCACAAAGGAAAGCUCAUCUUUGCUGAAGGCUUUGGUAAACGAAACAGGAACGACCCUGUCACAGCGGAGACUCUCAUGCCCAUUGGAUCCAUGACUAAGGCUAUGACUGCAGCAGCCAUCGGCGAGUUGGUCGCAGAAGGGAAACUCAACUGGGACACCACCCCGGUGUCGAAGUAUGCCCCAGAAGCCCAGCUUGGUGACCCUAUUCUCACAUCCGAGCUGACCCUCACCGAUUAUCUAUCUCAUCGCUCGGGUCUUCCGCAUGACGACACUCCUUGGUUCAACGACACGGGUACGAGGAAUGAUGUCUUCAAGCGCUUGAAGCACAUGGAACUCACCUCCAGGCUGGGUACCAAAGUCCAGUAUAGUAACAUUGGCUACACUAUUGCGGGUGAGGCUGCAGCCAAUGUGGCGGGUAUACCCUAUGAGAAGCUGGUUGAAACCAAAGUGUUUCGUCCCCUAGGACUCUCCAACACAGGAUUCUCACCUAUUGAGAUGGGGAAGCGGCCCAAUCAUGGGAUGCCCUACUAUGCAGACUCAUUCAAGGAUGCUCAGCAAGGGCGCUUCCAUGAAGGAUAUCUGGACGAUUCCAUCGCGCUUUUAGCACCAGCAGGUGACAUCUAUUCUAAUGUGCUGGAUCUUGUCAUUUGGGGGCGAACCAUCAUGCAUUAUGGUGAACUGGAUGGCAAGCAGAUCUUGAACAAAGAAAGUGUCACUGAGCAGCUCAGUGCACAUACCAUCUUUCGUUCAAAGAGAAGCUCCCCCGAAUUUGCACCGUCGAGCGCAUAUGGUCUGGGCUGGGCCAUGGACUCGUACAAAGGCCAGGCGAUGUACCAUCACGGCGGCAAUGUCUUCGGUUUCACAUCGAAUAUUGUUCUGUUCCCAGAUUCGGACUUGGUGGUCGCGGUACUAUCCAACAUUUACGGUGCUGAGCUCCCUACCUUUGUGCCAUAUUACCUCGCGGAUGAAAUUCUGAAUCUGCCCAGGACUCAAGAUUGGAUGGGCCAAGUAGCCGUUAACAGUACUAUUGAGACGUACGACGCCAUUGCAAAAGGCAGCCAAGGAACAUUCCCACCCCGCAUCAAGAACAAGCCAACCACGCACCCGCUCCACCAGUACGCAGGCGUUUACUCGAACCCACUCUUCGGAAACAUCUCAAUCACUCUAGAGAGAAGUGAAGCAGAUGAGGUUAUCAAGAAGGGACUUCACAUGCGGUUCAAGACUUUCCAAAGCCCGAUGGAACACUACCACUUUGACUCGUUCGUCUUUGUUUUGGACAUGUGGUCUAUCAAGAGUCGCCAGAUGCUGACCUUCACCACCGGCGAGGACGGCAAGAUCGAAGGGUUCCAGCUCAAGUAUUUGGAUGCGAUACAAGUGUUCAAAAAGGAGAAGGGAUCUGGAAGUCAUUGCGGUCACGAGGAUGAAAAUGAGGACGAGGAGGAGGUGCCGAGCUGGGAGCAGGAGAGCGCGCAGUAUAGGAUGUAGUUAUGCUUUAAAUUAUAGUGUGCACAUAAAAUGAUUCAAUGGUU
This is a messenger RNA of Gamsiella multidivaricata, 1819 nucleotides long. Its product is annotated as beta-lactamase/transpeptidase-like protein. The coding region runs from base 129 to 1775 and encodes 548 amino acids. The record is from RefSeq and is a predicted model, not a curated record. The transcript has 4 exons. Lineage: Eukaryota; Fungi; Mortierellomycota; Mortierellomycetes; Mortierellales; Mortierellaceae.